AGUGGCUGAUUGCAGCUAACUUCAUGCAGCGCAGACGUGAUGUGUGGAAGGCAGUGAAUCGUGGACAGUGUAUAACAGAAACCCAGUAUUCACAGUGGGUUUUUUAAGGUUUAAUUGGCUGUGUUACGAGAUUCAAACCAGUCCUUCGCAAUUAAAGACGAUGUGUUUCUCUGACAGCAGCCGCUGGUGUUUUCGCGUCUACGGUUGCUAGCUAGCAGUUAAUACAAGCUAACGUAAAGUCGGGGUCAGAAUUCAGGAUCAGCGGUAGUCCUGUUUGACGGCGAUUUUAGGGAUUAGUGCAGUUCCAGACGUCUGUGCGUCCGGUACUGCUCGAUUUACCAGAGGGACACAAAAUAAUUAGCUAAAGGCUAACGUUGUACAGCUAGCUUAUAUGGUUUAUAGCAUUCCUCAGUGCCACGGCGCCGUCGUGUCCACGUCUCGUCUGCCAGCUGAGCUAGGCCACGUCCCUGCGGGCGUAUUUCACUUACUAACAUUGGACGAAUUGCAGUGAAGAUGCCUAGUGAGCGGAAGGAGGAAGGAGAGCAAAGAUCACUAGAAAUGUGAAGGUCCUUUAGCGUUCAUGACUGUCUGUUAAACGUCUGGACUUCCGAGCGCUUGCCGCAUAUACACGGCAUGUCACGUAGACGGAUGUGUUUCACACCGGGAGAAUAGUCUUCACUGAGCUCGUUAGGUUGCAGUAACAACCUGAAAUAUCGUUAGACUUUGUUUGGGAAAUGGUUGGGUUUGGCGCAAACCGACGGGGAGGUCGCCUCCCGUCCUUCAUCUUCAUCUUCUUGAUGGUGAUCAUCGUCGUACUGUCUUUCAACUACUGGACAGUGUCCAACAAGCACGGCCGCUUGCUGGAUGAGCUGGCGGAGGUGCAGACGCAGGUGAAGCGCACGGACGCGGCGCGGAGCCGGCUGGAGAAGCGGAACUCGGAGCUGAUGGUGCAGGUGGACACGCACAGGAAACAGAUCGACCAGAAGGAUGGGGACUACAACGUCCUGGAGAGCAAGCUCCAGGCCAAGGAUGCUCUCAUUAAAAAGUGCACAGAUGAAAAGAUGAAGCUGCAGGAUGAUGUCACAGCCCAAAUGACAGAAAUUCAGAGGCUUAAAGAGCAGCUAAGGGAGCUCAAGCAAGAGUUCAUGAAGCAGGAAGAGCAGCUAAGAGAAGUGAAGAAAAAUAACACUAACUUGGAAAGAAAACUGGAAUAUGAGAGUUUACAGUGUGGACGCCAGAUUGCACAACUGAAAGACGAGUAUGAAGAAGCAAAAAAGACUCUGGAGGAAGAAACACUAAAGCUAAGACAGAGUGCAGUGGAUGGUCACAAGAAUGUAGUGGGGGGUAGACAUGCAGAUACAGAGCCUGGUGUGGAGACGGCUGGAGAGCGCCAUACAGUGGCCACUCACCGGCAUGACAGACACUCUGAUCUGAAAGAAGAGAUGGGUAAGCCCGGCAGUGAUGCUGGCAUGCCUGGUAUUGAAGACAGUGAGGUGGGAAAAAUCGACGAUGUGCAGUUUGGCUUGAAGAAACCAGCCAUUACCCAGAAACACGACGAAGCUCCGGAUGUGGUCGUGGGAGCCGGUGCUGGACCUGGCGUCGGGGGAGCUGAUGGUCCCGGAGGCCAGGGCAUGUUGCUGGACCAGCCCGGACUCCAGCAAGACAGACUGGAUGGCCGAGCCGUAGUGAUUGCACCUCCAGGCAUCAACAAACAGGGAGACAAAUCAAUAGUGUUUGAAGAAGACAACAAAGUGGGUAUCAAGGCAGACGAGCUGGGAGAACAGCAAAGGCAACUUCGAGUUCCCAGUGAUGUCAGAGUUGAAGGUGAACACUUGAAGAGGAUUCCUUUGCCCCCCAACCCUGCCCAGGUGCCCAACCCCAUCCAGCUUCACCACGCCAAAGACCAAGUUCCAGCAGAACCAGUACACCACCGCCAAAGCCGAUUCUUUGAUGAGAACGAGUCCCCAGUAGAUCCGCAACACGGCUCUAAGCUGGCGGAUUACAAUGGGGAUGAUGGGAACGUGGGUGAGUAUGAGGCUGACAAGCAGGCCGAGCUGGCCUACAAUGAGGAAGAGGAUGGUGAUGGUGGGGAGGAAGACGUUCAAGGUGAGCCAGGCCGGGGGAUUGGACUGUUUGUCCAGAUGUUUAUCCACCAUUCCUCCUUGCUCCCUCCCUCCACCCCUGUCCUGCCAACCUGCUGCAUUUAUCUUAAGUAGCUCACAGCAACCCUGAGUUUGGUCUUUACGUCAUCGUAAAUACAGAUAUUUUAAAAAAAAAUGUGGCAAAAAUACCUGAGGAUCAAAGCAGAACUGCUUUGUGUGCAAUUCAGGAGAAUUGCAUAUUUUUACUCGGCCUUAUAACAGUCUUAAUACCCUCUUAUCUUAUGUAGAGGGAGAACUUGACCCAGGAACUUACGGUUCUGUGAGAGUAAUUGAGUGGUCAUCUAGUGUUUUCUGUCCUGCCUAUGUUUCGUUUUAGCUAAACCACCUGUCUGUGCCCACCAAACAUCUGACCUACAUCUAGCCCAGUAGAUAUAUAUAUAGCUCACUGUGUUCCUGAAUGUGUCUGUGUUCUCCUUGAAAUAUUGAAAUGCAUGUCCAUGUUUUGUUUGUGUGUUUUUUUUUUUUUUUUUUUUUUUUUUAUUGUUUGUUUUUUCUCUCUUUGUUUUGAUUGCCCUUUGGAUUUUAAAUGAAAUUGCACUAUUUCAUACCAAAACUACAAUAGUAUUUUUAGGGAAAUUGUGUUUUGCUUGAAUCUAUCAAAGGAAAAAAUAAUUGUAUUUCUGAUCUGCCAGUGCUGUGAUUGGCUGUUUUUUCAUUUGUCUUACAUACAGAUACAUAUGCCAAAACAUGAAGUCUCUUAUAUAUACUUGCUAUUUAAAGUUACCAACAGGAAAGCUAAUAUCCUAGAAUGAUGUGGGUUGAGUUCCUUCUAAAAUGAACAAUCUGUUGAUAUAUUCUUGUACAUAAAUCAAUGUUGCUGAAGGGAAUCAGAGAGGGCUCUGUAUUUUACACAAUUCACAGAAGGUUGACAUCAACAUCCUUUAAAGCUUAAAGUCAGCACUACGAUGUUACAUUAUGGUGUCAUCCUCAUAUACCGGAGAUUAUUCAGAACACGUAGUAAAUUUUGCAUCUAUUUAAUUGUGCAUUCUCUAAUAUUUGUGUUUCUCUCUCCUUUUUUGCCCUCUAGAUGAUGACGAUCGAGAUAUGCAGGGAGAUCGGGCUGUGGAUUAUGGGAAAAAAAGACAUCAAGCCAACGACAUUCUUUGAAUGGAAACUCAUACAAUCGUAUCUCAUAAAAAACACAUUCAGACCCAUCUCCACAAGUGAGAUUUCUCUUGACAAAAAAACAUCAGUAUGUCUAAGAACUUUUAUAGGUUGCAAUCUCAAUGUCAUGGACUAUUUUGAAGAACAGACAUUGCAGCUAAUGAAGUAAUUCUAAAUAAUGUAACAUACUAUGAAAAAAACACACAAGGCAUUUCCCCAAGCUGCUGUUAAUUUGCUAAUGGCUUUAAGUUAUGACAGUAGAGAUAAUAUACUGUACUUUGACUGUUGAGUAUUGAUAACUGCACCGGCUCAUGCCGGCCCUAAUGACCCACAUCUGAACUUCAAGGACAGACCAUGUUUUGGUUUAGCUACUCUUCUUCUUCUCACUUUGCUGUUGCUUGGUACAAACUCUUCAUCUGAGAUGUUUAUCAGAGACUAAUUUGGCAUUCUGCCUUUCUAACAUAAUCGUGGGACUCUUAUAUGGAAAACUUUUCUGUUUGUUUGUUUACAAGAGUGGGAAUACAUUACAAAUGCCAAGGACUCUACUCAUGGCCUGUUGAAUCCGUUUCUUACUUUGACAGACUAAAAAGUGCUUCUCUUUUUUUCUUUUUUUCUUAAAUGAUGCCAUUGCAUGCAUUUGAAACUUUUUAUUAAUCAAAUUGAGCAAAAUACUCAUGCUUAAGCAAUACUUAGAACAAUGUUGGUGUCCUACACAGUGUGAUUAACCAAGCACAUGUGGAGCUGACAUACUGUACAAAUGCUUCCAUGAAUGAGGUUUCUGUGAACAUAAAAUUAGUUCUGUUUGUGCAACCAGGAAAAUUGAUUUCUCAUGGAAAGGCACAGUGAAUGUAAUUUUAUUUUAUUAAAGGUGAUGCUUCAUGUCA
This is a messenger RNA of Neolamprologus brichardi, 4150 nucleotides long. It is a transcript of the gene golm2, whose product is annotated as golgi membrane protein 2. NCBI's taxonomy places the organism in Eukaryota, Metazoa, Chordata, Actinopteri, Cichliformes, Cichlidae. The record is from RefSeq and is a predicted model, not a curated record.